AUGAAUACUGCGUUCAGCUCCUUAUGUCGUACCAAGAGUCGCUAUGCGUCAGUGACUACGAUUCGAGGAGCUAGACGGCUUCCACCUCGACUGCUCUCCAGUCCAUGUUCUCCCCUACGAGGUCCAUUCCUUGCGAGACAGAUCUCAACCGAAUCUAGGAAAGGCACGAGCGGUUUUCAAAUCAAAUACGUCCUGCUUCUCUCCACCGCCGCCACACUCAGCUGGCUCCUCUACGCUCGGCAACAUGGCGCUGUCUGGCUAGACAGUGACAAGAGCUACUUCACCCACCCGGAUCCCUUAGCUCCCAACAACGGAAUUCACCAACAGAAGACGACCAACGAAAUUCAAGAUUCACAAAAAGAGACGUUCAAAUCCCUCGAAGCCGAGGACCUCCCAACUGAAAAAGCAAUCCUCACCACCGCCCCCAACGUCCCCCCACCGAUAACACGAGACUACCCAGUCAUCCUAGACGUAGACCUCACAGCGGUCGCGAAACUGGAACAACUAACAAACCAAUACAAAUACGAGAAAUGGACAUUCAACAACAGCGUCCCCGGCCCAUUCAUCCGCGCCAGGGUUGGCGACAUAGUCAAUCUGAAAAUAACUAACCACGAUGAAUCCGGCAUGCCACACAACAUAGACUGUCAUGCCUUUCUGGGCCCAGGGGGCGGCUCGGCCCUAACUACAGUCAACGAAGGCGAGACCAAGACAGCACGGUUCAGGCUCCAGAACCCUGGUCUAUACAUCUACCACUGUGCCGUAGGUCCAGUGGGCGUGCACAUCGCCAACGGCAUGUACGGACUCCUAUACGUACAACCAGAGCAAGACUUACCCCCGGUCGACAAAGAAUACUACGUAAUGCAAAGCGAGUUCUACCACGAGCCGCCCGAGCCAGACGACAACGGCCAGAUGUCAUCGACGGUCGAGUUCUCGUGGCCACAUGCGCUCCGCGAAGCAGCCGACGUGGUGGUCUUUAAUGGCAGCGAGGCGGCCCUCACCGAGAAGCCGCUCAAAGCUACGCUCGAUGAUACCGUUCGCAUUUUCUUCGGGAACGGGGGCCCGAACCUAACCAGCUCGUUCCAUGUUAUCGGGACCUGUUUUAAUAAAGUCUAUCGCGAUUCGGAUGUACUAAGUCCGCCGGGCCAGUGUGUUCAGACGGUUAGUGUGCCCCCCGGUGGAUCGACUAUUGUGGAUAUGAAGAUGGUUGUCCCCGGGACUUAUACCAUUGUGGAUCAUGCUAUUUUUCGGCUGGAGAAGGGUGCGAAGGGGUUUUUGAAUGUUUCUGGGGAGCCCAGGCCGAUGCUGUAUUAUAGUACUCUGCCGCCGCAGCCCUGUGAGGGGUUCAAUCUCAAGUAUAAAUGUUUGCCAAAUGAAGUACAACAAUUCGUGAACCUAUUGAACGACAUCAGUCAUAUAGGGACUUUCUUUAUCGGAGAGUUGAAUAAAUCAUCUACCUCGCAGUUUACCAUCUCUAUCAUAGUUAUCCCUGGCCAGAUUCUAGAGCUCUGGACGAAAUAUUUAUCGAAGCGUUCAACGCAUAAUUUUCCAGGACUCUGGCAUAUCUCUACCGAUUCUUCCUUCGUCAACACCACUCUCAUCCACCUGAGUCUGUCCUGCGUCCUGGCUGAACAACAUGUAUUCCAAUUUUAUUUGUGGGGUUCAGUGGCACAGGGCCAAUAG
Messenger RNA from Aspergillus oryzae RIB40, 1680 nucleotides. RefSeq names its product putative multicopper oxidase. Lineage: Eukaryota; Fungi; Ascomycota; Eurotiomycetes; Eurotiales; Aspergillaceae. The transcript has 3 exons. Gene Ontology annotation, molecular function: copper ion binding; nitrite reductase (NO-forming) activity. The record is from RefSeq and is a predicted model, not a curated record. The coding region runs from base 1 to 1680 and encodes 559 amino acids.